Messenger RNA from Prunus avium (sweet cherry), 849 nucleotides. Lineage: Eukaryota; Viridiplantae; Streptophyta; Magnoliopsida; Rosales; Rosaceae. The record is from RefSeq and is a predicted model, not a curated record.
AUGGAAGUGGAAGGACGCAGCAAUGAAGCUCCACAUGACGUAGAAAACCCCAACUCCCCAGUAGCAGAUUUGAAGCGGCGGUUGGAUAGUUUGUCUCGACGGUCCUCUGAUGAGGGCUGUAUCUACAGGGUUCCUUUGCGACUACGGGGCAAAAAUAACUCUUACACCCCGGAAGUAGUCUCAAUAGGUCCAAUUCACCAUGACAACAAAGAAUUAGAAGCCAUGGAAGAAUACAAACAGAGGUACCUACAAUAUUUUCUUCAUCGGAAUAAUAAGGUUAGCUUGGAGUAUUAUGUAGAGAAAAUAAAGGCCCAAGAAGAUAAACUCCGUGGUUGUUAUGGAAACGCUCAGCACUUCAAGAGUAGCGACAAGUUUGUAAGUAUCAUUCUAGUUGAUGCCGCCUUUGUCAUUGAGCUAUUGUUGAGGUACUAUUUCGAAGAAUUGCGAGAUGAUAAUGACUGGAUAUUUAAAAAACCAUGGAUGUUAACAAAUAUAGUGCCUGACAUGCUUUUGCUCGAAAAUCAGCUGCCAUUUGUCAUUCUUGAGGUUCUUUUCGACACGCUGAGAGUUGAGAGUGCUGAGAGGCCUUCAAUGAUUAAGCUCUCUCACCGUUUCUUCAAAAAGGUAGUGGGUUUACAGAGGUCCCAAAAGGACCGCCUCAUCUUCCUCUUCCAGCCCCACCCCUCCUCCGCCUCGAUCCGCCGCUGCCGUCGCUGGAAAACGUCAAAAACAGGCCAGAUUUUACAUGAUUUUUCGAAGCUCGUUCGGGUGAUUCCGGCAACCAAAUUCUUCGAACUUGGUAUAAGUCUUGACCGGUGGUUUGGAGUUUUUCCUAUCGCCGGAAAUUGA